Rangifer tarandus platyrhynchus (Svalbard reindeer) is the source of this 666-nucleotide messenger RNA. Lineage: Eukaryota; Metazoa; Chordata; Mammalia; Artiodactyla; Cervidae. The record is from the annotation of a GenBank genome assembly.
AUGGAGAAAAGUAGGAUGAACCUGCCCAAGCGGCCGGAGACGCUGUGCUUUGACAAGGACGAGUUCAUGAAGGUGCUCCCGGGGGACUGCGCGCUCCGAGCCGAAGCGGAUGGCCUGUCUUCCUUUCCCUCCGGGGCCUCCUCCAGGUGCUGGCCGCGCACGCCCCGGAUCAGCCCCCGGCGGGACCUCGCUGCCUUCGCACAUAUAGCUGGUAUUACAGCCAUGUUACAACAGUCAUUGGAAGGCCUCCUAUUAGAAGGUCUUCAGACUUCCCGUGUCAAUAUUAUUCGGCACUGCUUACGGACUUAUGCCACAAUUGACAAGACACGGGAUGCAGAGGGGUUAGUUGGUCAAGUCUUCGUGAAACUAUUUAGAGAAAUAGCAGAAUCUUUAGAAGCAGCACUUACAGAUGUCCUGGAAGAUGCACCAAGUAACAUUCUCAGAGUGACACAGGCCAUCGUUAAGACGUGGAGCAGCCUUCAGAGGUGCUGGUCUGACAAGAUGUUCUUGCCACUGCUGACGCACUGUCUGUGGAAACUGACGCUGCAGAUUCUGGCGCGGUACUCCAUAUUUGUCAAGGAGCACCAUUAUCUGCUGGGCACCUUCGUUAUCAGUUUGCUGAGCAAGAAAUUUCUUUACUCCUCACCUCACAACAAGCACAUGUAG